AUGCCUGUUGUGUGGCCAACACUUUUGGAUCUCAGCAGGGAUGAAUGCAAAAGGAUUCUUCGAAAAUUGGAAUUGGAGGCAUAUGCUGGAGUUAUCAGUGCACUUCGGGCACAGGGAGAUCUCACCAAGGAAAAGAAAGAUCUUCUUGGAGAACUCUCAAAAGUUCUUAGCAUCUCAACAGAACGCCACCGUGCUGAAGUUCGGAGAGCAGUAAACGAUGAACGGUUAACAACAAUUGCACAUAAAAUGAAUUUAUCCUUAUAUUUGGGUGAAAGACCAAGUUACAGUAUGUCUGGACCUAAUAGUUCCUCAGAAUGGUCCAUUGAAGGUCGUCGCCUGGUACCCCUGAUGCCCCGGCUGGUUCCCCAAACUGCCUUCACUGUAACAGCGAAUGCUGUUGCCAACGCGGCCGUCCAGCACAACGCGUCUCUCCCGGUGCCUGCGGAAACGGGAAGCAAGGAAGUAGUGGUUUGCUAUUCCUACACAAGUACCACGUCAACCCCAACCUCUACCCCUGUUCCAAGUGGCAGCAUAGCAACGGUUAAGUCUCCAAGACCUGCCAGUCCUGCCUCCAAUGUAGUUGUCUUGCCAAGUGGAAGUACUGUUUAUGUCAAAAGUGUUAGCUGUUCAGAUGAAGAUGAAAAACCCAGAAAACGAAGGCGAACAAACUCUUCUAGCUCCUCGCCUGUUGUCCUCAAGGAAGUUCCAAAGGCUGUUGUUCCGGUCUCAAAGACGAUCACUGUGCCUGUGAGCGGCAGUCCCAAGAUGAGCAACAUCAUGCAGAGCAUUGCCAACUCCUUACCACCCCACAUGUCUCCUGUGAAAAUAACCUUCACCAAACCGUCAACACAGACGACAAACACAGCAACACAGAAGGUUAUUAUAGUGACCACAUCACCAAGUUCAACCUUCGUGCCCAACAUUCUCUCCAAAUCCCAUAACUAUGCAGCAGUCACUAAGCUUGUACCAACAUCAGUCAUUGCUUCCACAACCCAGAAGCCACCAGUGGUUAUAACUGCUUCACAGUCCUCUCUGGUCAGUAGUAGCAGCAGUGGCAGCAGCAGUUCUACACCAUCACCUAUUCCUAAUACAGUUGCAGUAACAGCUGUGGUUUCUUCCACACCAUCUGUGGUCAUGUCAACAGUAGCACAAGGUGUAUCUACAUCAGCAAUCAAAAUGGCAUCAACCAGACUUCCUUCUCCCAAAAGCUUGGUGGGUGCCCCAACUCAGAUUCUUGCACAGUUUCCUAAACAGCAUCAGCAGUCUCCUAAGCAGCAGUUACAUCAAGUGCAGCAACAGACGCAGCAGCAGGUGGCCCAGCCUUCUCCAGUGUCUCAUCAGCAACAGCCUCAGCAGUCUCCUUUGCCACCUGGUAUCAAGCCUACCAUUCAAAUCAAACAGGAGUCAGGUGUUAAAAUCAUCACACAACAAGUUCAACCAAGUAAAAUCUUACCCAAACCAGUGACAGCAACUCUGCCUACCAGUAGCAAUUCCCCUAUUAUGGUGGUUAGCAGUAAUGGUGCAAUUAUGACAACUAAACUGGUAACCACUCCUACUGGCACACAGGCAACCUAUACUCGGCCAACAGUGAGCCCAUCUAUAGGUCGGAUGGCUGCAACCCCUGGAGCUGCAACCUACGUGAAAACUACCAGUGGUAGCAUUAUUACAGUAGUACCCAAAUCAUUAGCUACCUUGGGGGGCAAGAUAAUUAGCAGUAAUAUAGUUUCUGGAACGACUACCAAAAUCACUACAAUCCCCAUGACUUCCAAGCCCAAUGUGAUUGUUGUGCAAAAGACUACAGGAAAAGGAACGACCAUUCAAGGCCUCCCGGGCAAAAACGUUGUCACAACGUUGCUAAAUGCUGGAGGAGAAAAGACUAUUCAGACGGUGCCAACAGGAGCAAAGCCAGCUAUUAUCACUGCUACAAGACCCAUCACCAAAAUGAUUGUAACUCAGCCAAAAGGUAUAGGUUCCACAGUUCAACCAGCAGCUAAAAUCAUCCCAACAAAAAUUGUUUAUGGGCAGCAAGGGAAAACACAGGUUCUUAUUAAACCCAAACCAGUGACGUUUCAGGCCACAGUUGUUAGUGAACAAACAAGGCAACUGGUCACAGAAACAUUACAACAAGCAUCCAGGGUGGCAGAGGCUGGUAAUUCAUCUAUUCAAGAAGGAAAGGAAGAACCACAGGGUUAUACAGAUAGUAGUUCCUCUUCUACAGAGUCCUCCCAAAGUUCCCAAGAUUCCCAGCCUGUAGUUCAUGUAAUUGCUUCCCGGCGUCAGGAUUGGUCAGAACAUGAGAUUGCAAUGGAGACUAGCCCCACCAUAAUUUAUCAGGAUGUAUCCAGUGAAUCACAAUCAGCUACUUCAACAAUCAAAGCUCUGUUAGAACUCCAACAGACAACAGUGAAGGAAAAAUUGGAAUCUAAACCAAGACAACCCACUAUUGACCUGAGUCAAAUGGCAGUGCCUAUUCAGAUGACCCAGGAAAAGAGACAUUCUCCUGAAAGCCCAUCAAUUGCGGUGGUAGAGUCAGAAUUAGUUGCUGAAUACAUCACUACUGAGCGCACUGAUGAGGGGACAGAGGUUGCUUUUCCUCUUCUAGUCAGCCACCGCUCCCAGCCCCAACAGCCCUCCCAGCCUCAGCGGACCCUUCUCCAGCAUGUGGCUCAGUCACAGACUGCAACACAGACAUCCGUGGUGGUGAAGUCCAUCCCAGCUUCUUCCCCUGGAGCAAUCACCCACAUAAUGCAGCAGGCAUUAAGCAGUCACACUGCUUUUACCAAACACAGCGAGGAACUUGGAACUGAGGAGGGCGAGGUUGAAGAGAUGGACACUUUAGACCCUCAGACAGGUCUGUUUUAUCGAUCUGCCCUGACUCAGUCACAGUCAGCUAAACCGCAGAAACUUAGCCAGCCACAGCUGGAACAGACUCAGCUGCAAGUGAAAACUCUGCAGUGCUUCCAGACUAAACAGAAGCAGACCAUCCACCUGCAGGCAGACCAGCUCCAGCACAAACUCCCGCAAAUGCCCCAGCUUUCCAUCAGGCAUCAGAAACUCACCCCUCUCCAGCAAGAACAAGCACAGCCCAAGCCAGAUGUACAGCACACACAGCAACCCAUGGUGGCCAAAGACAGGCAGCUUCCUACCUUAAUGGCACAGCCCCCCCAGACUGUAGUACAGGUGCUUGCAGUGAAAACCACGCAGCAGCUCCCUAAACUGCAACAGGCUCCGAACCAACCAAAAAUCUACGUGCAGCCCCAAACCCCCCAGAGCCAAAUGCCGCUCCCAGCCUCUUCAGAGAAACAGCCGGCAAGCCAGGUGGAGCAGCCAAUUAUAACCCAAGGAUCCUCUGUUACAAAGAUAACUUUUGAGGGGCGCCAGCCUCCCACAGUUACAAAGAUAACUGGUGGCAGUUCUGUGCCUAAGUUGACAUCACCAGUUACAAGCAUAUCUCCCAUUCAGGCCUCUGAGAAGACAGCAGUGUCAGACAUUUUGAAAAUGUCUUUGAUGGAAGCUCAGAUUGAUACAAAUGUAGAGCAUUUGGUAGUGGAUCCCCCAAAGAAGGCUCUUGCCACUAGUGUGCUCACUGGUGAAGCAGGAUCAUUACCCUCCACCCAUGUGAUGGUGGCAGGGAUGGCGAAUUCCACUCCCCAGCAACAGAAGUGUAGAGAGUCCUGUUCAAGUCCAUCUGCUGUUGGCCCUCCCCUAACAACAAGGAAAAUCGAUGCACCAGGAGUGCCUGCGACAGGCCAGUUCAUGCGUAUUCAGAAUGUAGGCCAAAAGAAAGCUGAAGAGAGCCCAGCAGAAAUUAUCAUCCAGGCCAUUCCCCAGUAUGCUAUUCCUUGCCACUCCAGCUCCAAUGUGGUCGUAGAGCCCAGCGGGCUCCUUGAACUGAACAAUUUCACCAGUCAGCAGUUGGAUGAUGAUGAGACGGCCAUGGAGCAGGACAUAGACAGUAGCACAGAGGAUGGAACUGAACCCAGCCCCUCUCAGAGUUCUGCUGAGCGAUCCUAG
Rangifer tarandus platyrhynchus (Svalbard reindeer) is the source of this 4014-nucleotide messenger RNA. NCBI's taxonomy places the organism in Eukaryota, Metazoa, Chordata, Mammalia, Artiodactyla, Cervidae. The record is from the annotation of a GenBank genome assembly.